GGUAAGAUUUCUCUCAUUGAGAUAUCAAGUGAAAGUCAGUUCUUGAAGAGUAUUCAUAACAAGAACAUGAUAAACUCUGGUGGCGCAUCAAAAAGCAGAAACUUAUAAUUUGUUGUAAUCUUUUAAACGUCUAAAUAUUUGGAUGUGGCUUAUCUACUAAUCACGGAUUAAACUGCUAUUUCUUGCAUCCCGAGAGAAAAAUCUUUAAGAACGCAGAAUUCAUCAGAUUAUCCAGCUUCAGGGUAUCUCUGUGGCAAAUGGAGACUUUUACAUUGCCAUGCGCCUCCCAAAGUGUGGGACCGGCAAAUCAACUGAUUGGUCUACUAAUCAACACUCUGCUAGCUUCACAAUGUGCCCUAUCACCACCUGAAAUGUGGCCAAAAGACUACGGACCAACUGCAUUGGAAAAAGGUUUUGAAGAAUACGACUUCAUUGUUGUUGGAGCAGGAUCAGCUGGUUCAGUUGUUGCAAGUCGCCUAAGUGAAAAUCCCAAUUGGAAAGUUUUACUUUUAGAAGCUGGAGGAGAUCCACCCAUUGAAUCCGAGAUGCCUUGUAUGCAAUUCACACUCCAAAAUACACCCUACGAUUGGAACUUCCGGACAGCACCGUCCAAGAAGUCCAGCUUGAGCCAUCCAAAUGGUAUUCUUUGGUCACGCGGAAAAUUUCUCGGUGGUACAAGCGGAAUGAAUCACAUGCUUCAUCUACGCGGAAACAAUCGGGACUAUGACCGAUGGGAGAUGGACAGAAAUGUCGGAUGGGGAUGGAAUACCGUUUUACAGUACUUCAAAAAGUCUGAAGAUAUGCUAAAUGAUCAACUAAUCAAUACUGUGGCUGCUACAAACCACGGUCGAGGAGGUCCCCUAAAAAUCGACACAUUCCGAAAUACAGAUCCCAUGAGAGAUGCCCUGCAGACUGCUGCUAUUGAACUAGGUCAUAGAAUAAUUCCAGACAUUUACGGAGAUGAAUACCUUGGGUUUGGAAGUGCAUCUGCAAAUAUCGACAAUGGAACAAGAUGCAGUUCAGCACGAGGAUAUCUUGUUCCUGCUCGUGAUCGUCCAAACUUGCAUGUGAUCAAGAAUGCUCACGUAACAAAAGUAAAAAUAGAUCCUCUAACAGCAACAGCAACCGGCGUAUACAUAACAUUCAACAAGAUGACCGAGAUGAUCGUAAAUGCAAGAAAGGAAGUUAUUUUGUCAGCAGGAGUUAUCAAUACACCUCAAAUUCUUAUGCUAUCUGGAAUAGGACCUCAGAAAUACAUGAAAAAAUUAAAUAUUCCAAUGGUCACAGAUCUACCCGUUGGGAAGAGCCUACAAGAUCAAAUAACUGUGCCAUUUUUCAUGAAAAUCCCAAAAAAUACACAAGGUCCCCCUGUUCAGGUGCCUAUUGAGAAUGUGCCUCAACCCCCAACAGAGACUCCAAUCUGCCCUCAUGGCAUUCAUCAGAAAAAACCAGUAGAAUUCACACGUGAAGAAAUGGACGCCUUCUACCACUACCUUACAAAGCGGAAUAUAUCAGAAAGCUAUAUCCUUGAUUUUGUAGGAUUCUUCAAUACCGUCAAUCUGACUGAUCGCUACCCAGAUAUUCAAAUCCAAUACAAUCUCUUCAAAAUGGGUGAUAAAGCCAUAUUCCUGAAAUUUCUAGAAAUUAUGGGUUAUGACGAAAGUAUAAAUAGAAUUUUAGAGAGUGCUAUUGAUCAAGGAGAUCUUUUAAUCUCUUGGAUCAUCCUUCUUCAACCAAAAUCAAUGGGCAAACUUAAGAUGCAGACGGCAAAUCCUCUCGAUGCUCUUCACAUCAAUCACAAAUACCUCGAAAAACGCGAUGAUGUUGAUACCUUAGUACGAGGAAUAGAAAUUCAGAAGAAAUUUCUUCUCACGAUGGCCUUCCGUCAGAAUCAAGUUGAAGAACUCCAAAUUCCCAUUUUAACAUGUGGCAUAAAUGAUGGUACAAAGAGAUAUUGGGAUUGCUACAGUCGCCACAUGGUAACAACGACAUACAACACUGUUGGAACGGCCAAAAUGGGUCCAGAUACCGAUCGUAUGGCUGUCGUUGAUCCUAGACUCAAUGUCAGAGGGGUUAAAGGACUUAGAGUUGUUGAUGCUAGUAUCAUGCCAACUCUUCCUAGUGGCGGUGUUAAUGCACCCACUGUAAUGAUUGCGGAGAAAGCAUCGGAUAUCAUAAAGGAAGACUGGAUUGCCCGUGAAUCUCUGGCAACUCGCCUAGAACUUUAAGAAUCUCCCUGGGAAGUUGCAUGAUCAAACUUUCUUAUAUAUAUUUAAUCUCAUGGAAAUGGAAAUUUUACUUUAAGCUUAUUUGGGGAAAAUAAGAUUAAUAACUGUAAUACUAGUAUAAUAUAAAUUGAAAUCUCAUUCGUUUUUGAUAUACCUAAGAUAAAUUUAACCUCAACACAACCCUCGCGGUAAAUGAAUUUUGAACUAGAGCAUUUUAAAUUUUAUCCAAAUCCAAUUACCUAAUGUUGCAUGUGAUUCUCAACUUCAAGCCUAGCUUAAAAAUCGCAUAACUUUUUGAAGAGAUUGAAUCUACAUAAUACUUCAUUGUCUCUAUUCUAGAUUCCCAACCUCUUUUUCUCCAUGCAACAUUCGGCGUACGAUUGGGAUUUCCGCGCCGAAAAGUCCGAUAAAGCCAGCAAGUCCAUUAAAAAUGGUAGUUUCUGGCCACGAGGCAAAAUGCUGGGUGGUUCAAGUUCUAUCAAUGCCAUGGUGUACAUCCGCGGAAAUCGUCGCGAUUACAAUCAGUGGGAGGAAAAUGGAAAUACUGGAUGGGGAUGGAAGGAUGUACUUGAAUACUUCAAGAAAUCCGAAGGCAACAAAGAUGAUCUUGUUGUUGAAUCGGGUGAAGGGCAAUUCCAUGCACGCGACGGACCACUAAAAGUGGAAUUGUUCAGUAGUACUGAACCUCUAAAAUUUGUUAUCCAUGGAGCUGCUGAUGAGUUAGGUUAUGAGAUUUUGGAAGAUGUUAACGGGGAGGAACACAUCGGAUUUGGAUUCAUCCAGGGUACUGUCCACAAUGGGAAACGAUUUAGCACGGCUAAGGCUUUCCUUAAACCUGCUCAAGAACGCCCAAAUUUACACGUUGCAAAGUGGUCUCAUGUAAUUGACUUGCAAAUUGACGAUAAGGGAACAGUAACAGGAGUAAAGGUUAAUGUCAACGGAACAAAAGAAAUACUAGCAAAAGCAAAGAAGGAAGUUAUUUUAUCUGCAGGCGCAAUCAACACCCCACAAAUUCUUAUGCUUUCAGGUAUUGGACCUGAGAAGCAUUUGAAAGAAAUGAAUAUUCCAGUGGUAAAGGAUUUGGCCGUGGGUGAAAAUCUUCAAGAUCAUCCUGUUGUACCUAUGUUCUUCGCAUUUCAUAAAUCAGAGGCUAUAGCAAUAACACGAGAGGAAAUGAACGACGCUAUGUACAUGUUCCUCACACAUGGCAUUGGAUUCUUAACGAAUCAUGGAACCAUUGAUACAAUGGGCUUCGUUAACACCAAGAAUGACAGUGUUUUCCCAGAUAUUCAGUAUCAUCACUUCUCCUUCAAGAAAGCAUCUCCUGAGAUUUUCUUCACACUUUCAACUAUUGCUUUUGAACAGCCAAUAGUCGAAAGAGUCAUUAAAGAAAAUAAGGAUCAAAAUAUUAUUAUGGUUAUGGUUACGUUACUCAAUCCAAAAUCUCGUGGAAAAAUUGUUCUAAGAUCCAAUGAACCAGAACAUAAGCCUAAGAUAUAUUCUGGCUAUCUUGAGGAUACAGAAGAUGUUGACACAUUCAAGCGAGGAGUUAAGCAUUACUACGAAGAAUUCCUUCCAACAGAAGCAUUCAAAUCUCAAGAAGCACAAUUUAUUAAAGUACCAAUUCCCGAAUGCGAUAAACUUGAAUUUCCCAGUGAAGAAUACUGGGAGUGCUACAUCAGAAAUGUAGUUACAACUCUCUAUCAUCCAGCUGGAACAGCUAAGAUGGGUCCCGAUACUGACAAAGCCGCUGUAGUAGAUCCAAGACUCAGAGUUAAGGGUGUCAAGGGAUUGAGAGUAAUUGAUGCCAGUAUCAUGCCCGAAAUUGUGUCUGGCAACACAAAUGCUCCAACAAUUAUGAUUGGAGAAAAAGGCGCCGAUAUGAUCAAAGAAGAUUGGAAGGAUGAUAGCAAACAUGAAGAAUUGUAAACUGAAAAGUUAGAGAUUGUUUUGUAAUUUUUUCAAUAAAUGUCUUUUUACAGUUUUCACUCAAA
Phlebotomus papatasi is the source of this 4222-nucleotide messenger RNA. RefSeq names its product glucose dehydrogenase [FAD, quinone]-like. The transcript is spliced from 5 exons. Lineage: Eukaryota; Metazoa; Arthropoda; Insecta; Diptera; Psychodidae. Bases 258 to 2228 code for a protein of 656 amino acids. Gene Ontology annotation, molecular function: flavin adenine dinucleotide binding; ecdysone oxidase activity. The record is from RefSeq and is a predicted model, not a curated record.